This is a messenger RNA of Sorex fumeus (smoky shrew), 2156 nucleotides long. RefSeq names its product dyskerin pseudouridine synthase 1 (gene DKC1). NCBI's taxonomy places the organism in Eukaryota, Metazoa, Chordata, Mammalia, Eulipotyphla, Soricidae. The coding region runs from base 104 to 1633 and encodes 509 amino acids. Gene Ontology annotation, biological process: snRNA pseudouridine synthesis; box H/ACA sno(s)RNA 3'-end processing; rRNA pseudouridine synthesis. The transcript has 15 exons. Gene Ontology annotation, cellular component: box H/ACA snoRNP complex. The record is from RefSeq and is a predicted model, not a curated record. Gene Ontology annotation, molecular function: pseudouridine synthase activity; RNA binding.
GCGAGGGGCGUGUCCUAGCGGCGCGGCCUGACGGCGCGGCGGCCCCGGGUCCGGCCGGUUCCUCCGCCUCGGCACACGCGGCGCGCGGUGUGCGCGGGGCAACAUGGCGGACUCGGAAGUCUCUGUGGUGCCGAAGAAGCACAAGAAGAAAAAGGAGCGGAAGUCUGUGCCCGACGAAGACGUUGCUGAAAUCCAACACGCUGAAGAAUUCCUUAUCAAGCCCGAAUCCAAAGUAGCUCAGCUGGACACGUCUCACUGGCCUCUGUUGCUAAAGAACUUCGAUAAGCUAAAUAUAAGGACAACACACUAUACCCCGCUUCCCUGUGGUUCAAACCCUCUGAAGAGGGAGAUUGGGGACUACAUCAGAACAGGUUUCAUUAAUCUCGACAAGCCCUCCAACCCCUCUUCCCAUGAGGUGGUAGCCUGGAUUCGACGGAUACUUCGGGUAGAAAAGACUGGGCACAGUGGUACUCUGGAUCCCAAGGUGACUGGCUGUUUAAUCGUGUGCAUAGAACGAGCCACUCGCUUAGUGAAGUCACAACAGAGUGCAGGCAAAGAGUAUGUGGGGAUUGUCCGGCUGCACAAUGCUAUUGAAGGGGGGAGCCAGCUUUCUAGGGCUCUGGAGACUCUGACAGGUGCCUUAUUCCAGCGCCCCCCGCUUAUAGCCGCAGUCAAGAGGCAGCUCCGGGUACGCACCAUCUACGAGAGUAAGAUGCUCGAGUACGACCCGGAGAGGCGAUUAGGGAUCUUCUGGGUGAGCUGUGAGGCCGGCACCUACAUUCGCACACUGUGUGUGCACCUGGGGUUGUUGCUCGGCGUCGGUGGUCAGAUGCAGGAGCUUAGGAGGGUCCGCUCCGGAGUCAUGAAUGAAAAGGACCACAUGGUGACCAUGCAUGAUGUGCUCGAUGCGCAAUGGCUGUAUGACAACCACAAGGACGAGAGCUACCUGCGGCGAGUCAUUUUCCCCUUGGAGAAGCUGCUGACGUCGCAUAAGCGGCUGGUCAUGAAGGAUAGCGCGGUGAAUGCCAUCUGCUAUGGGGCCAAGAUCAUGCUUCCUGGUGUGCUUCGCUAUGAGGAUGGCAUCGAGGUCAAUCAGGAGAUCGUGGUUAUCACCACCAAGGGGGAGGCCAUCUGCAUGGCCAUUGCACUCAUGACCACGGCAGUGAUAUCCACCUGUGACCAUGGCGUCGUGGCCAAGAUCAAGCGAGUGAUCAUGGAGAGAGACACUUACCCUCGGAAGUGGGGCUUAGGGCCAAAGGCGAGUCAGAAGAAGCUUCUGAUCAAGCAGGGGCUCUUGGAUAAGCACGGCAAGCCCACGGACAGCACCCCUGCCUCAUGGACCCAGGACUACGUGGACUACAGCGACUCAGGGAAGAAAGAGGCAGCACCCGGAGCAGUGGCAGCCCCGCCAGUGCCUCCUGGUGAUGGAAAGGUCCAGAAGCGGAAGCGCGAGAGUGAAAGUGAUGACUCCCCAGCAACUACACCAGUGGUCAAGAAAGAAAAGAAGAAGAAGAAGGACAAGAAGGCCAAGGAAGCUGUGGAGAUGGUGGAUGAGCCGGGAGAUGGGGACAGUGAUGGCGUAAAGAAGAAGAAGAAGAAGAAGAAAAUCAAAACCGAAGUGGUUUCCAAGUAGCGCGGACUAUCCAAGCGCUGGGUCAGCGGGGAGAAGAAACGAAAGCCUUACCGAAAACAGUUCCUUAGGUGGUUGAGGGCAUAGGACCUAGGGCCUUCUGGCACGUUCUAGCCACCGGGAGACCUUGCCGGUCAGAUCUGCUGUGGCCAGCCGACCCCAUCCUGUUUUAGGGCAUGGGUGGAGGAGGCACCGUCUACACGGCCUUGCCCGCGUCCCCGUCUUGAUACGAAGUUUGUAAAAAUGAGAUGGUCAAUGAAAUGAUGCGGAGCCCUCGGUGAUCCAGAGUUGGACUGGAUAAUGCUCCUAGGCUGCGGGAAGUGUUCGUCAUUCUGUGAGGAACAUGAGCCCCACUUCCAGUCACGGUUCUGAGGUGAACUUGGCCCUUUGGACCUAGCUCUCUGCAGAUGCUUGAUGCUAGCAUCACCCCAGAAGCCACAGUCCCCGUCUCCUUUACCCUUAUCAGCUGUUAAAGGAAGAAAUAGUUACUGGGAGAAGACUUGUCAUUUUGACCUAAUAAACGAAG